GGCGGCCGAGUGAGGCCUGAGCGAAGCGAGCGGUGAGCGGCGGAGCAGUCGAGCGCUCAGUUUGGCGAGGGGCAGGCCGAGGCUGCAGAGAUGGAGAACUCGCAGUUGUGUAAGCUGUUUAUCGGCGGCCUCAACGUGCAGACGAGUGAGUCGGGCCUGCGCGGCCACUUCGAGGCCUUCGGGACCCUGACGGACUGCGUGGUGGUGGUGAAUCCCCAGACGAAGCGCUCCCGCUGUUUCGGCUUCGUGACCUACUCCAACGUGGAGGAAGCCGAUGCCGCCAUGGCUGCCUCGCCCCACGCUGUGGACGGCAACACGGUCGAGCUGAAGCGGGCCGUGUCCCGGGAGGACUCGGCCCGUCCCGGCGCCCACGCCAAGGUGAAGAAGCUGUUCGUGGGAGGCCUGAAGGGGGACGUGGCCGAGGGCGACCUGGUGGAGCACUUCUCGCAGUUCGGCACGGUCGAGAAGGCGGAGAUCAUUGCCGACAAGCAGUCGGGCAAGAAGCGUGGUUUCGGCUUCGUUUACUUCCAGAGCCACGACGCCGCCGACAAGGCCGCGGUCGUUAAGUUCCACCCCAUCCAGGGCCACCGCGUGGAGGUGAAAAAGGCCGUGCCCAAGGAGGAUAUCCACCCCGGCGGCGGGGGCGGCGGCGGCGGCUCCAGGCCCUCCCGGGGCGGCCGUGGCGGGCGAGGCCGCGGCGGCGGCCGAGACCAGAACGGGCUCUCCAAAGGCGGCGGCGGUUACAACAGCUACGGCGGCUACAGCGGCGGGGGCGGCGGCGGCGGCUACAAUGCCUACGGCGGCGGCGGAGCGUCCUACGGCGGCAGCGACUACGGCAACGGCUUCGGCGGUUUCGGCAGCUACAGCCAGCACCAGUCCUCGUACGGGCCCAUGAAGAGCGGCGGCGGCGGCGGGGGCAGCAGCUGGGGCGGCCGCAGCAACAGUGGACCUUACAGAGGUGGCUAUGGCGGUGGGGGCGGCUACGGAGGCAGCUCCUUCUAGAAAUAGAAGAAAAAAAAAGUUCCCGGGGGGGUGGGGGAAUGCUGUAGGGGCAGCUCCUUUUUAAAAGCCCCACCCGAAGUUCAACUCCCAAAAGUCCUUUUCCCCUCUCACCAUUCUCCCUUUUGCCCUUGGGGGGACAGCUCCUUCUGCAGCCUCCCUUUGGGGGCUUUGAUCUACUCGCCUGCCACCUUCUCUCUGUCUCCCCUUCUUAUGAAAAUGGACUUGGCCCCACAUACACAUUUUUGUGUUACAGUCAUUGAUGGACUCUAUUUUUUUAUUAUUACUUGGACCUUGGUCGUUUUUAUACUAGCAAAAUUGUCUUGUUUUGAUUUGUGUUGUUUUGGUUUUUGUUUUGUUUUUUUUUUUUCUUUUUGGUUUUGUUUUGGUUUUUGUUUUUGGGAGGGGGGGUGUCUUGCUGAUUCUGUAGCAAAACCUGGGAGGGGUCGGGCGGGGGGAGUUUACUUUGUUGUAAGGACUUGAUACCUGGCUACUGCGCUUUUUCUAUGAAACCUACUUGGAUCCCAUGACUGAAAUUUGGAAGCAUAUGUACAAAAAUCAUUUUUACGUUUUAUUUUUAAUAAAUCAUUGUGUUUGACCGUAAAUGUCUAACAUUUUUUCCUAGGAUCCAUUCCGUACGGUUUAAGGGAUUUUAGUUUUGAAAUAUUUUUUUCUUGUUAAUUCUUAAUUCUUGAUGUGUACUUAGAGAAAUUUUAAAAGGUCCUGGUGUUUUUAUUUUCCUGUUGCCCUGCUAGUGGCUUUAUUGGAUUUUAUUCCUUAAAGACAAAACUUUUGAAGUACUAAUUGGUGGAUGUGGCUUGUUUAAAAAAAAGAAAAAACUACACUUAAGUUACUGUUCAUCCACCAUCUUGUACUAAGUUGUUUGCUUGCCACCCUAUGACAUGGCUGGUCACUUUCUAUGAAUUUUUUGUCAACGUAUGUACUGUGUAGUUCUGAAGAAAUAGUUUGUGUUAAGCAUGUGUUUUCAUUCAUAUAAACUGUUAAAAAUUUCAGAUGACUUAGUUUCAGUCCUCUUAUUGAUUUGGUUUGACUGUAAUGACUCGUUACAAGCAAGGGUUAUUAUCAGAAAUAAUAACCUAAAUGCAUUUUUGUAUUUCCUGAGCAGGUUAAACUUUUUCCCCUUCCACUUACCUGAACUAUUGUCCUCAUUAAACCCCCUCCCCCAUUAGUUCUUUGUAGCACCAUCUACUGGCAGAAUGGCAGUACCUCUGCAAUACAAUUUAAUUAAAAAUUGUUUGAUUUAAGUAAAUUGCACUAGACUUGUAUGUUUUGACAUCAGAAAUACCUGUGUAGACUCAGAAGUUACAUGUUUUACAUAUAACUUAAAAGGCUUCAACAGGAAUAUAAUGAACAUAGUUGUCCAUGUCACUACAGCCCACACACUACAUAAGAAUUGAACAUGUAAAUUGCUAUGCAUAGCUUGGGCAAUAGUCCUAAACAGCUAUGAAAAAUAGUGAGCCAGCUAAGUGUACCGGCAAUUUAGGUGCAAGUUGUAAAGCAAAAUAUCUGUAUUCUGCUUGAUUAACAAAUGUAUAUUUGUAGCCCUUUCAUGCAAUAGAAUUCAAGUUGUUGUUUAUAAAAAAAAAAAACUGAUAAUGGGGACAUUUGCCUUCCUGGAUAGAAAUAGAGAAUAGCAACGUUUAUGGAUAUUGCAAAUAAAGAAUUCAAUUCUUUA
Messenger RNA from Phascolarctos cinereus (koala), 2695 nucleotides. It is a transcript of the gene HNRNPA0, whose product is annotated as heterogeneous nuclear ribonucleoprotein A0. Gene Ontology annotation, biological process: mRNA splicing, via spliceosome. Gene Ontology annotation, molecular function: mRNA 3'-UTR binding. Gene Ontology annotation, cellular component: catalytic step 2 spliceosome. NCBI's taxonomy places the organism in Eukaryota, Metazoa, Chordata, Mammalia, Diprotodontia, Phascolarctidae. The record is from RefSeq and is a predicted model, not a curated record.